Messenger RNA from Pipra filicauda (Wire-tailed manakin), 9124 nucleotides. RefSeq lists its product as uncharacterized. The record is from RefSeq and is a predicted model, not a curated record. Gene Ontology annotation, biological process: neuron projection morphogenesis; MAPK cascade; regulation of MAPK cascade. NCBI's taxonomy places the organism in Eukaryota, Metazoa, Chordata, Aves, Passeriformes, Pipridae. The coding region runs from base 1550 to 8761 and encodes 2403 amino acids. The transcript is spliced from 59 exons. Gene Ontology annotation, cellular component: cytoplasm. Gene Ontology annotation, molecular function: protein serine/threonine kinase activity; ATP binding.
UCUAAGCCCAGAGCCAUUCUCAUCUCAGCCCUUGUGCCCCGCUGCUUCAGCCCGCAGCGGCUUUUCCUUCAGCCUGGGGGUCACCCCAUCUCAGCUGAGGCCUCGGGGAUGCCGGGAAAAGGCGACGGUAGUAAAACUCAAGAGCCACAGGCGCUAUGAAGCCGCUAGUUGUUUAUUACGCUGCCGGACGCGCGGGGAUGACUCCGCCUGACACGCGCGAGCGCUCCCCCCUCCCGGCUCCCGUUUUCUCCCCGUAGGUCAUCCAUAUCCAUCGCACGGUUUUACAUAUUCAGGAACUACCCCAGAGUGGGCGCUGGUCUAUGGAAAUCUCGGCACACGCCUUCUGGCGCCUGCCCACUUCUCUCGGGUGGCCGUAGGGGAUGAAGGCUUCGAGUCUGCCUCCCACCGAACGGUUCACCUCGCUCUCGGAGCAUGCGCAGUCUCUCAGCACCUUCCCCUCAGCAGGCAGCAAACAGAGAGACCCCCUCACACACCCCCGCUGCUCCGUCGCCCUGAUAUUCCACUGUAGCAGACAGAAAGGCUAGUCAGGGCCCCAGAAAAUCCUACACGCACACAGAAGUUGGAUAGGAGAAGGAUUUAAGAGCUCCAUGUCCACUGAGGGUUCCGACCCUGUAGGUUUCCCACAAGCCUAAGGGAAUUUGGUUUUUGCAGGUGCACCAGGAGCUCAGUGCUGGGCAGAGAACUUUCUUGGGAGAAAGUCUGACUUGAGUGGCUAUGGGAGAAGUGGCCAAAGGGGGGAGAAGGGGCAGGAAGCACCCACGGGGGCACCCCCACUCUGACAGCUGCUCCAAGGGCUCCCUGCCACGUGUGGAACACGGACGUGUCCCUGAGGGAUUCACAACAAAUGCUGUCCAUGUCAGGCAAUCACAGCUGUUCUGAAUGCCCUCCAAGCCUCUCCACGGUAAAAGGGGAGAAGCCCAGCUUGGUACAGCGAGGGCUGAGCCAUGAGGGCUGCCGGGGAGGAAUCUCACUCUUCCUGGAGUCAGCUACUGUUGUCAAAUACCUCUGAAAUCCUCAGGAUGACAGAACCCUCAAACCCUGCAUUGCUAGUGUUAAAAAGCAAGGCGUCACUUUAUUCACAGCGCUGUGGGCUGUGGGUGACCAGCCAAGAGCCUCCACACAGACACGGAUUCAAAACUUAUUAUUCCAUUAUUCCAUGGAAGAGCAGAGUUGAUUUCCAGACGAGUUUUAGGCAGAAAGUGUCCGUGGAACGCUCUCAGUCAGGCACCAAGGAAAUCGGCUUGCGGUGCAGUUCGUCGCAUGCUCGUCGCAGAGGAGUCUUCGGAUUGAGGAUUUCUCAGCGGAGAGCUUGUGAACGGGCAUCCCAGAGGAGUUUUCGGAUCGAGGAGCUCUCAGUGGAGAGCCUACAAACUAGAGAGCGGUUUUCUUUUCCCUCCCCCAAGGGGCUGUGCCCCUUGGACUGCAGCACAGCUUUGCUGAAGUGUUUUGGCAAAUCUGUGCUGCAGUUCAUGAGUUUGUGCUCUUUUCAACAAAUUUAUAUUUUUCUCCCGACAGGCCCCGCCAGGUGAUGGAUUUCCCGAGAGACGGAAUCACCAGUGGAUAUGGAGAUGGACAGAGAGCAGCCCGUCCUUCUGACACAACAGCGACACCAGAACCUCUCCUGGCUCCUUCUGACUCUGGACAGGAGGAUGAAGAGGAAGAAGUGGAGAAGGAACCUGUGGCUGUUGGAGAAGUAAUGCCUGAAGGAAUGGAAGCUUUGCCUAAGGACGUGCCACCCGAGCUGGGGACUCCCAGAAAUCCGCCUCCUGUGUUCCGUUCCUACCUGCAGUCUUGCCUGUACGGGAAUGUGAGGCCCCGAUGGCCUACCAGGCUGCUUCUGCAGACAAAGUGGCUGCAGGGCACAAACCCAACACCAGAACCUCUGCUGGCUCCCUCUCUUUCUGGACAAGAGGGUGAAGAAGAGGAAGUGGACAAUGAACCUGUGGCUGUUGUUGGAGCCGCAGAGCCUGAAGAAAUUAAAUCAGACACAACAGUGGCAACACAACCUCUGCUGGCUCCCUCUGACUCUGGACAGGAAAAUGAAGAGGAAGAAGUGGAGAAGGAACCUGUGGCUGUUGGAGAAGUAAUGCCUGAAGGAAUGGAAGCUUUGCCUAAGGACGUGCCACCCCAGCUGGAGACUCCCAGAAAUCCCCCUCCUGUGUUCCGUUCCUUCCUGCAGUCCUGCCUGAACUGGAAUGUGAGGCCCCGAUGGCCUACCAGGCAGCUGCUGAAGCAUCGGUUUUUAAAAAAAUCCAAGAUUCUUGCCAAGAUGGCUCCUCUGAUUGAUGCAGUCAGGAGACCCAGAACAGCGGCACCAGAACCUCUGCUGGCUCCCUCUGUUUCUGGACAAGAGGGGAAAGAAGAGCAAGUGGACAAUGAACCCGUGGCUGUUGUUGGAGCCACAGAGCCUGAAGAAAUUAAAUCAAUCCUCAAGAGUUCUGCAAUGGCAGGUGUUGCUGCAGAACCACAGCCUGAAGAAGUGUCCUUGCCCGACACUGAAAUGCCAAGCACAAGCACUGGCAAAAGAGGCACUGGGAAAAAAUGCACACAGAAAACAAGGACUGGGAAGAAAAGCUCUGGGGAAACCAGCACAGGGAGAAAAAGCUCAGACCAGCCACAACUGAUAUCCUCACUAACAAGUAUUUACCUCGCCGAUCUCAAGGGCAUUGUGAGUGAGGAGAACCCUGCGAAGAAAUACACUGUACAGCAGCAAAUUGGCCAAGGGACUUUUGGAACAGUUUUCCGAGGAGUUGACAUUGCCACAGGAGGACAGGUGGCCAUCAAGAAGAUUUUUCUUGGAGACCAAAAGCAUCAAAGCGAAAAAGUUGUAAAUGAAGUUACGGUCCUGAAGAGAAUGAGGCACCCCAAUAUCAUUCAUUAUAUAGACAGCUACCUUUUCAAUGAAGAACUCUGGCUGGUGAUGGAAUAUGUGGAGGGAUGCACCUUAGCUGCUGUGGUUUCCAAACAAGCUCUUGAGGAAGAGAUGAUAGCCUCUAUCAGUCGGGAGUGCCUGAAAGGACUGGACUUCCUUCAUUCAAAUCGAGUGAUCCACAGAGACAUCAAAAGUGACAAUAUUCUUCUCGGAAUGGAUGGAUCUGUGAAAUUGAUUGGUUUUGGCUCCUGUGUUUGGCUCCUCCGUGGGCAGAGGAAACAGACAUCAGUUCACGGGACUCGUUUCUAUAUGGCACCAGAAAUGUUUAGAGGAGACAGAUAUGAUGCCAAAGUGGACAUCUGGGCCCUUGGGAUCACAGCACUAGAAAUGGUGGAUGGUUCUCCAGAGGCUCAGAACAAGCUACCUGAGCUGGUGAGUCCCAGAGAACUGUCGCCUGAGUUCCAUUCCUUCCUGCAUACUUGCCUGAACCGGAAGGUGAAGCGUCGAUGGACAGCCAGGAAGCUGCUGAAGCAUCCAUUUUUAGAAAAAUCCGGUAGUCUCACCAACAUGAGUCCUCUGCUCGAUGCAGCCAGGAAAUCCCGUGCAGAGAGGUUCACAACACCAUCACCAGAACCUCUACUGGUUCCGUCUCUUACUGGAGAAGAGAGUAAAGAAGAGCAAGUAGAGAAGGAAAAUGUCAAAGCAAAGCCUGAAGGAAUGAAAUCAAUCCUCAAGAGCUCUGCAAUGGCAGCUGUUGCUGCAGCACCACAGCCUGAAGAAGUCACCUUUGCCAACACUGAAAUGCCAAGCACAAGCACCGGGAAAGGCGACACUCGGAAGAAAAGCAUUCCAAAGAAAAGGAUUCCAAAGGAAAUCACGCACCGGCUGCCAACGCUGUCCCCACUAACACGACUUCUCCUUGCUGAACUCAAGGGCAUUGUGAGUGAGGGGAACCCUACGAAGAAAUACACUUUAAAGCAGCAAAUUGGCCAAGGGGCUUUCGGAGCUGUUUUCCGAGGAGUUGACAUUGCCACAGGAGGACAGGUGGCCAUCAAGAAGAUUUUUCUUCGCGACAGAAAGAACAAAAGGGAGCUUGUUUUAAAUGAGGUUUCACUCUUGAGUAGCAUGAGGCACCCCAAUAUCAUUCGUUAUAUAGACAGCUACCUUUUCAAUGAAGAACUCUGGAUAGUGAUGGAAUAUGUGGAGGGAUGCCCCUUAUCUACUGUGGUUUCCAAACAAGCUCUUGAGGAAGAGAUGAUAGCCUCUAUCAGUCGGGAGUGCCUGAAAGCCCUGGACUUCCUUCAUUCAAUUCUUGUGAUUCACAGAGACAUCAAAAGUGACAAUAUUCUUCUCGGAAUCGAUGGAUCUGUGAAAUUGAUUGAUUUUGGCUUCUGUGCUUGGCUUCAGCCCUGGCAGAAGAAACGGAGGUCAUUCCUGGGGACCCGUUUCUAUAUGGCACCAGAAAUGUUGAGAAGAGACCGAUAUGGUGCCAAAGUGGACAUCUGGGCCCUUGGGAUCACGGCACUAGAAAUGGUGGAUGGUCCUACACAGCCUAAGGACAUGCCACCCGAGCUGGAGACUCCCAGAAACCUGUCUCCUGUGUUCCGUUCCUUCCUGCAGUCCUGCCUGAACCCGAAUGCCAAGCAUCGAUGGACGGCCUGGCAGCUGCUGCAGCAUCCGUUUUUAGGAAAAUCCAAGAGUCUUGUCGAGAUGGCUCCUCUGAUUGAUGCAGCCAGGAGACCCAGAACAGCGGCACCAGAACCUCUGCUGGCUCCCUCUGUUUCUGGACAAGAGGGGAAAGAAGAGCAAGUAGAGAAGAAAGUUGUCAAAGCAAAGCCUGAAGGAGUGAAAUCAGGCACAAACGUGACACCAGAACCUGCGCUGGCUCCCUCUCUUUCCGGACAAGACAUUAAAGAAGAGCAAGUGGACAAUGAACUUGUGGCUGUUGUUGGAGCUGCAGAGCCUGAAGAAAUUAAAUCAGGCACAACAGCAGCACCAGAACCUCUGCUGGCUUCCUCUCUUUCUGGACAAGAGGGUAAAGAAGAGCAAGUGGACAAUGAACUUGUGGCUGUUGUUGGAGCCACAGAGCCUGAAGAAAUUAAAUCAGGCACAAACGUGACACCAGAACCUCUGCUGGCUCCCUCUAUUUCCGGACAAGACAUUAAAGAAGAGCAAGUGGACAAUGAACUUGUGGCUGUUGUUGGAGCCGCAGAGCCUGAAGAAAUUAAAUCAGGCACAACAGCAGCACCAGAACCUCUGCUGGCUCCCUCUCUUUCUGGACAAGAGGGUAAAGAAGAGCAAGUGGACAAUGAACUUGUGGCUGUUGUUGGAGCCGCAGAGCCUGAAGAAAUUAAAUCAGACACAACAGCAGCACCAGAACCUCUUCUGGCCCCCUCUGAUUCUGGACAGGAGGUUGAAGAGAAAGAAGUGGAGAAGGAACCUGUGGCUGUUGGAAAAGUCAUGCCUGAAGGAAUGAAAUCAAUCCUCAAGAGGCCUGGUGCUGCUGCAGAACCACAACCUAAAAAAGUCACCUUUGCCAACACUGAAAUGCCAAGCACAAGCACCGGGAAAGGCGACACUCGAAAGAAAAGCAUUGCAAAGAAAAGGAUUCCAAAGAAAAUCACGCACCGGCCGCCAAAGCUGUCCCCACUAACACGUCUUUACCUUGCUGAACUCAAGGGCACUGUGAGUGAGGGGAACCCUACGAAGAAAUACACUUUACAGCAGAUAAUUGGCCAAGGGUCUUGUGGAAGAGUUUUCCGAGGAGUUGACAUUGAUACAGGAAGACAGGUGGCCAUCAAGAAGAUGUUUCUUUGCAAGGAAAAGUACGCAAGAGAGAUAAUUUUAACUGAGGUUUCACUCUUGAGAUGCGUGAGGCACCCCAAUAUCAUUCGUUAUAUAGACAGCUACGUUUUCAAUGAAGAACUCUGGAUAGUGAUGGAAUAUGUGGAGGGAUGCCCCUUAUCUACUGUGGUUUCCUUACAAGCUCUUGAGGAAGAGAUGAUAGCCUCUAUCAGUCGGGAGUGCCUGAAAGCCCUGGACUUCCUUCAUUCAAAUCGAGUGAUCCACAGAGACAUCAAAAGUGACAAUAUUCUUCUCGGAAUGGAUGGAUCUGUGAAAUUGAUUGAUUUUGGCUACUGUGCUUGGCUUAAGCCCUGGGAGAAGAAACGGAGGUCUUUCAUUGGGACUCCUUACUAUAUGGCACCAGAAAUGUUGAUAGGAGACAAAUAUGAUGCCAAAGUGGACAUCUGGGCCCUUGGGAUCACGGCACUAGAAAUGGUGGAUGGUCCUACACGGCCUAAGGACAAGCCACCCCAGCUGAAAACUCGCAGAAACCUGUCGCCUGAGUUCCAUUCCUUCCUGCAUUCUUGCCUGAAACGGAAUGAGAAGCGUCGAUGGACGGCCGGGCAGCUGCUGAAGCAUCCAUUUUUAGAAAAAUCCGGUAGUCUCAAAAACAUUAGGCCUCUGCUCGAUGCAGUCAGGAGACUCCUUACAGAGAGGUUCACAUCACCAUCACCAGAACCUCUGGUGGCUCCCUCUGUUUCUGGACAAGAGAGUAAGGAAGAGCAAGCAGAGAAGGAAAACGUGAAAGCAAAGCCUGAAGGAGUGAAAUCAGUCCUCAAGAGCUCUGCAAUGGCAGCUGUUGCUGCAGCACCACAGCCUGAAGAAGUCACCUUUGCCAACACUGAAAUGCCAAGCACAAGCACCGGGAAAAGAGACACUCAGAAGAAAAGCAUUCCAAAGAAAAUCAUGGACCGGCCGCCAAAGCUGUCCCCACUAACACGACAUUUCCUUGCUGAACUCAAACGCUAUGUGAGUGAGGGGAACCCUACGAAGAAAUACACUUUACAACAGCAAAUUGGCCAAGGGACUUUUGGAACAGUUUUCCGAGGAGUUGACAUUGCCACAGGAGGACAGGUGGCCAUCAAGAAGAUUUUUGUUCUCGACAGAAAGAACACAAGGGAGCUUGUUUUAACUGAGGUUGCAGUCCUGAGGUCCUGGAAGCACCCCAAUAUCAUUCAUUAUAUAGACAGCUACCUUUUCAAUGAAGAACUCUGGAUAGUGAUGGAAUAUGUGGAGGGAUGCACCUUAUCUACUGUGGUUUCCAAACAAGCUCUUGAGGAAGAGAUGAUAGCCUCUAUCAGUCAGGAGUGCCUGAAAGCCCUGGACUUCCUUCAUUCACAUCGAAUGAUCCACAGAGACAUCAAAAGUGACAAUAUUCUUCUGGGAAUCGAUGGAUCUGUCAAAUUGAUUGAUUUUGGCUUCUGUGCUUGGCUUCAGCCCUGGCAGAAGAAACGGUGGUCUUUCAUUGGGACUCGUUUCUAUAUGGCACCAGAAAUGUUGAGAGGAGACAGAUAUGAUGCCAAAGUGGACAUCUGGGCCCUUGGGAUCACGGCACUAGAAAUGGUGGAUGGUCCUACACAGCCUAAGGACGUGCCACCCGAGCUGGAGACUCCCAGAAACCUGUCUCCUGUGUUCCGUUCCUUCCUGCAGUCCUGCCUGAACCAGAAUGCGAAGCGUCGAUGGACGGCCAGGAAGCUGCUGAAGCAUCGGUUUUUAAAAAAAUCCAAGAGUCUUUUUGAGAUGGUUCCUCUGAUUGAUGCAGUCAGGAGACCCAGAACAGCGGCACCAGAACCUCUGCUGGCUCCCUCUCUUUCUGGACAAGAGGGGAAAGAAGAGCAAGUAGAGAAGAAAGUUGUCAAAGCAAAGCCUGAAGGAGUGAAAUCAAUCCUCAAGAGUUCUGCAAUGGCAGGUGUUGCUGCAGCACCACAACCUAAAGAAGACUCCUUGCCCGACACUGAAAUGCCAAGCACAAGCACUGGCAAAAGUGGCACUGGGAAAAAAUGCACACAGAAAACAAGGACUGGGAAGAAAAGCUCUGGGGAAACCAGCACAGGGAGAAAAAGCUCAGACCAGCCACAACUGAUAUCCUCACUAACAAGUAUUUACCUCGCCGAUCUCAAGGGCAUUGUGAGUGAGGAGAACCCUACGAAGAAAUACACUUUACAGCAGAUAAUUGGCCAAGGGACUUUUGGAACAGUUUUCCGAGGAGUUGACAUUGCCACAGGAGGACAGGUGGCCAUCAAGAAGAUUUUUCUCCGCGACAGAAAGAACAAAAGGGCGCUUGUUGUAACAGAGGUUGUGGUCCUGAGUAGCAUGAGGCACCCCAGUAUCAUUCAUUAUAUAGACAGCUACCUUUUCAAUGAAGAACUCUGGCUGGUGACAGAAUAUGUGGAGGGAUGCACCUUAGGCGAUGUCAUUUCCAUACAAGCUCUUGAGGAAGAGAUGAUAGCCUCUAUCAGUCGGGAGUGCCUGAAAGCCCUGGACUUCCUUCAUUCAAAUCGAGUGAUCCACAGAGACAUCAAAAGUGACAAUAUUCUUCUUGGAGUGGAUGGAUCUGUGAAAUUGAUUGAUUUUGGCUUAUGUACUUGGCUUCAGCCCCGGCAGAAGACAUGGAGGUCAUUUUUUGCAACUCCUUUCUAUAUGGCAUCAGAAUUGUUGAGAAGAGACAGAUAUGAUGCCAAAGUGGACAUCUGGGCCCUUGGGAUCAUGGCACUAGAAAUGGUGGAUGGUCCUACACAGCCUAAGGACGUGCCACCCGAGCUGGAGACUCCCAGAAACCUGUCUCCUGUGUUCCGUUCCUUCCUGCAGUCCUGCCUGAACCAGAAUGUGAAGCGUCGAUGGACGGCCAGGAAGCUGCUGAAGCAUCCGUUUUUAGGAAAAUCCAAGAGUCUUGUUGAGAUGGCUCCUCUGAUUGAUGCAGUCAGGAGACCCAGAACAGCGGCACCAGAACCUCUGCUGGCUCCCUCUCUUUCUGGACAAGAGGGGAAAGAAGAGCAAGUAGAGAAGGAAGCUGCAAGUUCCUGAGAAGACAGCACUCACUCUUUGGGACUGAAGGUUGUGAGGGCUGUAGCCGUGCCAUGACAUGGUGUUUCAGCCCAGCCACUGACACCUGGAAAAGGGGUUUUGAACUACCAAGUCGAGUCAGGGUCCCUUGCAGGAGACAGGAGACAGAAGAAACUGUCCCUUGGGGAUACCUGCCCCUCUGCACAGUUCAAAAAUCCUGGCACUGCUGCAGCACCACAACCUGAAGAAGUCCCCUUUCCCGACAUGGAAAUGCCUCCACUGGCAAAGGAGGCACAGAGUAGACAAGGACUAGGAAAAUAGCCAAUAUCUACUCUGAUCUUUGCAGCCACUUCAUUUGUAAAUAAACUUUUGUUGUUAUUCAUA